AAGAAAAACAAUGGCGGAUCGACAAGGAGGUCAAUCACGAAGAACACGUCAACAACGUGGUCCAUUAUCAGGUUCGCUAAUCUUGAAUCGUCUCCAAAAACACCGGCCGAGCACUUGUCAAGUGUUUGGCAUGAUUGCCCUAGCCAUAUCUGGCGGCAUCCUCCUCCUCCUAACGGCCCUCACAAUGACGGCGACGGUGAUCGGAAUAAUGGUAUUCUCUCCGUUCCUGAUAAUAUCGAGCCCAAUUUGGGUUCCAUUUGCAGCCCUAAUACUCUUCGUAGUCGCCGGAUUCCUCUCAAUGUUCUGCUUCGGCGUCGUCGCGGUCGCCGCAUUAGCCUGGGCGUAUAGAUACUUGAAAGGUUUCCAUCCGCCCGGUUCGGACCGGGUCGAUUACGCUAGAAGCCGGAUCGCAUGCACGGCCAGCCAUGUCAAAGAUUAUGCAAGGGAGUAUGGUGAGUAUUUGCAUAAUAAGGUCAAAGAUGCUGCCCCUGGUGCUUGA
This is a messenger RNA of Impatiens glandulifera, 499 nucleotides long. Its product is annotated as oleosin G-like. Lineage: Eukaryota; Viridiplantae; Streptophyta; Magnoliopsida; Ericales; Balsaminaceae. Gene Ontology annotation, cellular component: membrane; monolayer-surrounded lipid storage body. Gene Ontology annotation, biological process: lipid storage. The record is from RefSeq and is a predicted model, not a curated record. The transcript has a single exon. The coding region runs from base 11 to 499 and encodes 162 amino acids.